CCAGUACUUGAACCCCGUAUCGGCAUUAUCGUAGCGGUUUCGGUUAUUAAUCUCCCCGGACGGUUCUAUCGGGCGAUCCCGAGGAGACGGCGACUCCAAAAUCUUCUCCCUCUCGCUCUCUCUCUCUCUGAAGCAGGCAUGGAGAAGGGCAAGGGCUUGGCUCGAAGAUGGGCGGUGGAGUUCGCGGAGAGCCCCUCGUCGUCCUCCUACCACGUUCCUGACCCUCUCGGUUUCAGUCGAUCCUCGCAAGAUCUCGACGAUGCGAACGGGGGCCGGCAGAAGAAGGACGCCGAAGCGGCCUGGAAGGCGCAGAAAGCUUGGGAAGUGGCUCAAACCCCUUUUAAGAACUUGUUGAUGAUGGGAUUCAUGAUGUGGAUGGCUGGAAGUACAGUCCAUUUAUUCAGCAUUGGCAUCACAUUCUCAGCUCUUUGGCAGCCAUUAAGUGCCCUUCGAAGUGUUGGAAAGGUAUUUGAACCUUACAAGGAUUCAAGGGUAGAUACUCUUGCACCCAAGUUGCUUUUCCUUGCCCUUAACAUGGCCGGGUUGGCUUUGGGUGUGUGGAAGCUGAAUACAUUGGGUCUUCUUCCGACACAUGCAUCAGAUUGGGUUUCAUCUCUAGCCCCUGCUCAGGAGGUUGAAUUCUCUAGUGGGGAUAUUUGAAUCCAUUGAUUCCUGAUGUCAUUUAUCCAUUGAUGUGCCCGACCAGUUCAGAAUUUGCAGUUUUUUGUACUUGGGAUGCCAAUGUCAGUGCUGUUGCAAUUUCCUGCUCUCAAGCCAAACAUCAGCUCAAUAAUUCUAUAUGGAUUUCCAUCUUUGUGAUGUAACAAAAUUUAUGUAUGUUUUUUCCCACAUGGCGUUAUUCCACUUUUUGGGGAACCCCUCAGGGAACUAUAUCCUAUCAUGAGAUCUGUAUUUUCAUGACCAAUGCAUUUCAACUGUGGUUUCUGAUUACAUAAUUCUUCAUAGUUGUGGUUACAUAA
Phoenix dactylifera (date palm) is the source of this 980-nucleotide messenger RNA. RefSeq lists its product as uncharacterized. NCBI's taxonomy places the organism in Eukaryota, Viridiplantae, Streptophyta, Magnoliopsida, Arecales, Arecaceae. The record is from RefSeq and is a predicted model, not a curated record.